ACUGUUCCUCAACAGAACGUACGAUAAUACUGAAGGCAACAACAAUUGCUAUUAUUUCCUUUUAAAACUUUUCCAGAAGACGAAGCGAGUUCAAACAUUCGAGCAAAGGCACAUAAUUGGGGCAGCAGGAACGUCAACAGGAUCAGGAACAGCCACAGCAGCGAAUCAAUCAGCUACUCCACUGCAUAACGUACUAUCAAGUUGCCACACAACUGACUUAGAGCUCAAACGAAAACGACAAUCAUACGAAACUGUAUGUACAAGAAUCCUAAUACGAUUGCGAUUGCGAUUACUGGUACCUCCAAUACCGUCCGAAACAGAGGAAAACUCCAGGGCACCAUCUGUCACACGAUGAAGAACAAUCAGCAGUUUCACGAUGAGGUGAACAUAGACGAUCCGAUUGAAAAUAUGAAUGGCAAGCAUUCACCAGGCAUAGAUGCAAAUGGCAACAUUUCUAAUAGGAAUAGCAUUGGCAUUGGCAAUUACGGCAUCCGCAAGAAAAACUGGAAAACACAGGUACUCGCCGGCUUUACCUCCCUUAAGAACGCGCCACCGGAGCUCUAUAAGGUCUACGCACUCAAGUUCCUUGACUCCUACAGCUACUUUUCCUUCAGCAUUGUCUUCACUCUGUUUCUCUCGGACGAUUUCGGCUUUUCCGACAUCGAGGCCGGGGCCAUCUACGGGGCCUGGGGCGCCAUGAUAACUGUUUACGGCUUUUGCACCGGCUUUCUGGUCGACAAUCUCGGGGUUUCCAAGAGCUUGAAACUCGGCUACGGUCUCUCACUGCUGGCGCGCUGCGGGAUCUUUGCCACCACCUCCCGGAAUGUUCUCCUCCUGCACCUCUAUGCGACGCUGCCGCUGGGAAAUUGCCUGGGGAUUCCCGUGCUGAUGACGGGGGUCCGGAGGUACACCCACGAAACAAACCGCGGGUUUGCCUUUGGAAUCUUUUACGUCGUUAUGAACGUUGCGGCUCUGGUCUCCGGUCCGGCGGUGGACGCCAUGACCAUCUGGUACAAGGGAAGCGAGAACAACGACAGCAACAGCGAAAGCGACAACACCGAGUGGUCGCUCACAUCUUACCGGGCCAUAAUCCUUUCGGGGAUUGUUGCGAAUGUAAUAGCCUGCUGCAUCACGAUGACCGUCCGAGAAAUCAAGGUCGAGAACCCGUUGGCGAGGAGCGCGGACCAAAACAACUCUGAUGUUGCCACCGGCCAACAAGCUGGUGUUGGUAUCGAGACCGACCAACAAAGCAACAGCAAUGUCACCCACGGUGUGACCGUUUUUCGGCCAAAGACCGGCUCACCUUGGAAGAUAUUGAGCGAGAUAUGGAGGUCUCCCUCCUUUCGAAGGUACCUGGUGGUGAUUCUCAUCAUGCUGAACGUACGACAGAUUUUCCGCCACCUGGACGGGACCUGGCCGAAAUACAUGAUCCGAGGUGCGYUAGGCUGUGUACUAUCGUUAUUGUUUGGGUAUUUAUGCUUAGUUUUGCGUGCUUUCGGUUUUUUACGAUAGUGGUCCACAGGGAAGAGCCUGAUAAACCCUGGAUCGAUCCAUAUUGCGCCGGAACAAAACGAGACACCCAAGUACUUGUAUUUAUUUCGUCUAAGAACUUGUUUUCCCUUUUUUUUGUCAUAGAAUUUGGUCCCGAUGUCCCCAAGGGCACUAUCUACGCCAUCAACCCCGCCCUCAUUAUUAUCCUGGUGCCGAUCGUCUCUGCGAUGACGGCCGACGUCGACCCCCUCGUCAUGAUCCACAUUGGGAGCUACGUUUCGACGGUGAGCGUCUUCUUCUUGGCCGUGUCGACCACGAUCUGGUCCUCGUGCUUCUUUGUGAUACUCCUGUCCCUGGGAGAGGCCAUUUGGAGCCCGAGACUGAACGAUUACACCGUGAGCGUCUCUGAGGAGGGCCGGGAGGGGACCUACAUGGCCCUGAGCUCGGCACCGCUCUUCCUGGCCAAGCUGCCGGUGGGGAUUUUGAGCGGCUACCUGCUGCAGAAGUACUGCCCGGAAACGCUCGGCGAGGGGGAGGUCCGGCACAGCAAGAUCAUGUGGCUGAUCAUCGGGCUGAUCACGGCAACGUCACCGGUGCUGCUGACCUGCUGCUGGGGAUACGUUUCGAAAAAGGACCGCGGCUCGAGCGACGAGUUCCGGGCAGGGUUGGCCUACACGGAGCUGCCACAAGCCCGGUCGGGGGACGAUGCCCGGGAGCAACCGCAAGUCACAAUGAUAUAGCAGGACGAAUGUCGGUGCCGUGCGGUUCGUUGUCGUAAGAUCGGGACAAUCGAAACGGAGAAAGCCUGUGGUUUUUUCGAGCCAUACUGUGUGGUCGAGGAACGCAUCUCGAAUAGGGUGUUGGGAUGACAGGAAUAGAAUCCGCUUUGAAUUGAAAGAUUAUGAAUGAAAGAAUCUCUCUCACCAACAAAGAUUUUGUGUAGUUUGUAGAAGACGAUGGAAUGAUCUGUUCGCGAUGAUUCAACGCCUUUCAAGAAAAAAUAUUCUAUUUGUCUAAAGGGAAUCCGUUUUGCUUCGAAAUGAGAGAAUCAAUACUACUUUAACAAUAGAGUUUAUUGUGAGUU
Messenger RNA from Pseudo-nitzschia multistriata, 2575 nucleotides. The record is from the annotation of a GenBank genome assembly. Lineage: Eukaryota; Bacillariophyta; Bacillariophyceae; Bacillariales; Bacillariaceae.